This is a messenger RNA of Trichoderma virens Gv29-8, 1577 nucleotides long. RefSeq lists its product as uncharacterized. Bases 669 to 1403 code for a protein of 244 amino acids. Gene Ontology annotation, molecular function: DNA-binding transcription factor activity, RNA polymerase II-specific; RNA polymerase II cis-regulatory region sequence-specific DNA binding. Gene Ontology annotation, cellular component: transcription regulator complex. Lineage: Eukaryota; Fungi; Ascomycota; Sordariomycetes; Hypocreales; Hypocreaceae. The record is from RefSeq and is a predicted model, not a curated record. Gene Ontology annotation, biological process: positive regulation of cellular response to amino acid starvation. The transcript has 2 exons.
UUCAUAUCACCUAUUAUACACAGCGUUAGAAGCCUCAGGCUGCCUUCAAGAUGAUCUAAACAAACCUCUCCCCGAGUGUUUCUUCCCCCUCCGUCAAAAUUCAGUCCCAGGACAUAAACAACAUUCUCCCCACUCAAUCUUCCCGUUCAGCUCACCAUUCGGUCGACCUGAACUUCAGCACUGCUUUGAAUAGCAUCAGCACGAGUUCCCUCCUCACCGCCAACAUUUCAGCUCAAGACUUUCCAGUCUUCACCACGGAUUCCCAGUCAACAUGGCUUCCCAACUCAGCUUCCGCCCUGCCGGCACCAUCCGAGCACCUGUCCCUGAACCCCGUCGAGAAUCCCCAGCAGGACUUUGUUCUGUUCGACAACCCUCAGCCUCGUCAACAUAGUAGGAGUAUUCCUCUUUCUAGCCAACGUCGUCACUCUUGUCACACCCGUCGCGAGAAGCACGCUUCACACGCAGUCCAAAAUCAACGAGUGGCCCAGAUACUCCAGGCUAUUGGGCACCCAUCUCUGUCUUCUGCUUACGGCAAUCGUUUAUCGAAUCAGUUCUACGCAUCCUCUGCUCCAUCUUCAACUGUCUCUUUGAAUCGGUCUUCUCGCACUACACGGCCACCAGUACCCCUGUUUAAUCAGAACACUGGUAAUCAAAAUCAAGCCGCCAAGAUGAUGAACGCUGCAGACGUCGAUUUGGACGACUUCACCUUCUUUGAAGGAGGCGCCUCUACGGCCUUCUCUUCUCCGGCAGUCGCUUCCAGCUUUGACUUCAGCAGCGGCGCUUCUAGCGCUGCUUCUAAUCUUGGCACCGUGUCUCCUCAGGAUCUCUUGAUCCAGGAGCCCUUCAUGUCGGCGCCCAACUCUGCGGCGCUGACUGCCCUCACCUCUCCUUCGCUGUACAAUGGCAGCCCCGAGUUUGAUUCAUAUGAUGUUUCUCCCAACUUUGGCACUGCUGAAUUUGAGAACGGUCCUAGCGACCCCUGGUACCCACUGUUUCCUUCUGAUGCAAGCGGCCAAGAGUUUGCCAACGCAAACGAGUCGCCUGCUCAGAAGCCUUUGGAAUCAGAGCCUAUGUACCGAUCAUCAUCUUCUGGCAGUGGCAGUGGUAGCGGAAGCGGCAGGAAGAAGUCGUCUGGUGGCUCCCCUACGGGCUCCACCCGACACUCUUCCGUCUCCGGUGUUAACUCUCGCCGACGAGACAAGCCUCUGCCUCCUAUCAUUGUUGAGGACGCCAAUGACACCGUUGCCAUGAAGCGAGCUCGCAAUACCUUGGCUGCUCGAAAGUCGCGUGAGCGAAAGGCUCAGCGAUUUGAAGAGCUCGAGGAUCGUAUUGCGAAGCUGGAGGCAGAGCGUGAUCACUGGAAGAGGAUUGCACUGUCGCAAUCUGGAGCAUUGACGGAGUGAAGAAGUAAUUAAGACGGAAGUUGUUUCACUUUCCUUAUUCGCUAUAAUGUUUGACUAAAAACGGUUCCGAGGGAAGAUUUGUACUGUUCGCAAUGUUGCGCAUCUGAUACUACUAAAGUAGUUUUCUUUUUUCUUUUCAGAUAGUAAAUGUUCAUUAUUUCAUUUGACAUUGCU